Cynara cardunculus var. scolymus (artichoke) is the source of this 3082-nucleotide messenger RNA. Its product is annotated as probably inactive leucine-rich repeat receptor-like protein kinase At2g25790. Gene Ontology annotation, molecular function: protein binding; protein kinase activity; ATP binding. Gene Ontology annotation, biological process: hormone-mediated signaling pathway; protein phosphorylation. Bases 1 to 2889 code for a protein of 962 amino acids. NCBI's taxonomy places the organism in Eukaryota, Viridiplantae, Streptophyta, Magnoliopsida, Asterales, Asteraceae. Gene Ontology annotation, cellular component: plasma membrane. The transcript is spliced from 2 exons. The record is from RefSeq and is a predicted model, not a curated record.
AUGGAGAAGACAAGAGAAAGAAAAGCACAGAAAAUAUGCUUCAUGUUCUUGUUUUUAUUCUUCUCAUGGAGAAGCUGUGAUGGCUUUAGAGAUGUCAAUGAACAUAAACUACUUUUAUCCAUCAAAGCUUCCAUCUAUGAUCCUUCCCACUUCCUCUCCAACUGGAACACCUCUUCUGCUUCUUUCUGCAAGUGGAAUGGUGUUACAUGCAACUCAGAUUCCACACAUGUCACUGGAAUUGAUCUUUCUGGGAAGAAUUUAUCUGGGAGCAUCACGGAAUCAUUAUUCCAGUUCUUGCAUGUUGAAACAAUUGAUCUCUCCAACAACCAGCUCUCUGGUGGGAUUCCGAAAAAUGCCUUUUCUUGUUCUUCACUUGUUCAUCUCAGCCUAAGCAAUAACAACUUAACAGGUUGGAUACCUGGAGGUUCCAUUCCAAACCUUGAGAAGUUGGAUUUGUCAAAUAACUUUCUUUCAGGCAAAAUACCGGCAGAAAUCGGAUACUUCUCCGGGCUACAAUAUCUUGAUCUCGGUGGAAAUGCUUUGGUUGGGGAGAUUCCAGUAUCCAUCUCAAAUUUAACAAGGUUAAAAGAUUUGACUUUGGCAUCAAAUCAACUCACAGGUGGAUUACCCUCAGAACUAGGGUUUAUGAAAAGUUUGAAAUUUAUCUACUUGGGCUAUAACAAUUUGUCAGGUAGAAUUCCAAACGAAAUCGGUGAGUUAACCUUCUUGAAUCACCUCAAUCUUGCUUUUAACAACCUCACCGGUGAAAUCCCAUCUUCACUUGGUAAUCUCACCGAUCUCCACUAUCUUUUCUUGUAUUUCAACAAGCUCACUGGUCCAAUUCCUAAGACAAUCUUUAGCCUCAAGAAAUUAGUGUCACUUGAUGUAAGUGAUAAUCUCCUGUCGGGUGAAAUUCCAGAACUUGUUUCUGAGUUUCAAGUUUUAGAAGUUCUCCACUUGUUUUCCAAUAACUUCUCUGGGAAAAUACCAAAAUCUCUAUCUUCUUUGUCUCAUCUCCAAGUCCUCCAAUUAUGGUCCAACAGGUUUUCUGGUGAGAUACCAGAAGAUCUUGGAAAGUACAAUAACCUCACCGUUCUAGACCUUUCUACCAACAAUCUUACCGGAAAAAUCCCAGACAGCCUUUGUGACUCCCAUCAUCUCCAAAAACUCAUCCUCUUCUCCAAUUCCCUUGAAGGGGAUAUCCCUACAAGUUUGAGCCAUUGCAGAAGCUUAGAAAGGGUCCGUCUUCAAAACAAUAGAUUAUCGGGUCCGUUGUCCGCCGAGUUCAGCGAAUUAUCGCAAAUUUACUUUCUGGAUUUGUCAGCGAACAACCUCUCUGGGAAAAUCAACAGUUGGCAUUGGAAAAUGCAAAAACUCCAAAUGCUGAGUUUGGCAAGAAAUAGAUUCUCAGGAAAGUUACCCGAAUCCUUCGGAAGUAACAAGCUCGAGAAUUUGGACUUGUCCGAAAAUGAUUUUUCGGGUUCCAUUCCUCCGAGCUUUGGGAAAUUUACGGAGUUAAUGGAAUUGAAAAUAAGCCGGAAUAGGCUCUCAGGAAAAAUCCCCAAGGAAUUAUCUUCAUGCAAAAAGCUCGUGAGCAUCAAUUUUAGUUACAAUCAUCUCUCGGGUGGAAUCCCAGAAACCCUUUCAAGAUUACCAGUUCUAGGAAAUCUUGAUUUGUCGAUGAACCGUCUUUCCGGUGAAAUCCCAGAAAACCUAGGGAAUGUGGAAUCACUUGUUCAAGUAAACAUAUCUCACAACCACUUCCGUGGUAGAUUACCCUCCACCGGAGUAUUUUUUGCAAUCAAUUCCACGGAAGUCACCGGAAACAACCUAUGUGGUGGCGCCUCCGUCACCCAUUUACCACCAUGCAAAGAAAUUAAAUACUCCGACUGGUGGUUCUGGGGUACGGCUUUGGCUGCUGUCACGUUUGCUGCUAUGUCGAUUGUGGUUUUCUUGUAUGUCAACCGUCGAAAUGAAGCUGCUAAUGAGGUGAUUAAGAAAGUGGAAAGCAAAUUAGAUGAAGGUGGGGAAUGGGAGUUGCAAUUCUUCGACCAGAAAGCUUCAAAAUUUAUAGCGAUCGACCAGAUUCUACAGUCUUUGAAAGGACACAGGAGUGUGGUUGUAGCAACAAAAAAGAUGCAAUAUUUCGUCAAGGAAGUUAAGGAUAUCAAUCUCAAUAAUGACCCCAUCAGAGGACUCAAUGAGAUUGGCAAGCUUCGGCAUCCAAACAUCAUCAAACUUGUCGCAGUUUGCAAGUCAGAAAAAGGACGAUUGAUUUUGGUUCAUGAAUAUGUCGAAGGGAAGAAGCUGAGUGAAGUCGUUGGAGGGUUAAGUUGGGAAAGCCGGGGGAAAAUUGCGGUGGGAAUUGCCAAAGCUCUACGUUAUUUGCAUGGCUGUUGCUCACCGGCGGCUAUUCCUGUGGGUAAUGUUUCAUCGGAAAAUGUUGUGGUGGUUGACGGAAAUGAUGAGGUCCGUCUAAAUUUGAGUCCUCCGGCGAUGAUUUUUGCCGGCAGCACCAAGUGUUUGGUUUCUUCAGCCUACGUCGCACCAGAGACAAAGGAGAACAAAGAGAUAACCACAAGCAGUGACAUUCAUUGGUUCGGCCUCAUCCUCAUUGAGCUACUUACGGGAAAAACUCCGGUAGAUGCUGAGAUUGGUUUGCAUGAAAACUUAAUCGAGUGGGCACGAUAUUGCUACUCGGAUUGCCACCUCGAGGCAUGGGUUGAUCCGUUGCUUAAGGGACAAACGCAGAAGAACCCUAGUGAAAUCGUAGAGACCAUGAAUCUUGCCCUACAUUGCACCGCUCGUGAUCCGGCUGCAAGACCAUGCGCAGAAGAUGUAUUCAAAACUCUAGAGUCUAUUACAAGGUCAAGUUCUCUAUGUUUCUAGUUAGGUUUAAAUCAAGCUUCAGGGUUUUCCUAUGACCUUGGUUUUUUUUGCUUAUUUUUUAGUAUGAAGUUCUCGUUUGAGUUGUAGUCUAAGUGAAUGUUUUUGGUUGAAUGUUUGUGUUCAUCAUACUCCACUGAUGAGUGUAAUUAUAUGAAUGUAAGUAUGAUGAAGAAAUGUCAAAUAUUUGGUUGAA